Chionomys nivalis (European snow vole) is the source of this 7246-nucleotide messenger RNA. It is a transcript of the gene Bcas1, whose product is annotated as brain enriched myelin associated protein 1. Gene Ontology annotation, biological process: myelination. The record is from RefSeq and is a predicted model, not a curated record. The coding region runs from base 1 to 1962 and encodes 653 amino acids. NCBI's taxonomy places the organism in Eukaryota, Metazoa, Chordata, Mammalia, Rodentia, Cricetidae. The transcript is spliced from 13 exons.
AUGACGCUGGUGCCCUCAGUGACCUCCAUGGAUGAUGGCCAGGGAGCCAAGUUAGUAGCUACUUCAAGGCCGGUGAUUUCGGACAAUGAGUGUGUUCAGAAUGGGAACCCGGUGAUGGUGUCCACCCACGUGACCCAGCACUAUGAUGAAGUCGAUUUGGGAAUAAGCAUCUCCAAGGAUAAUGUGGCUGCUUCUUUACCCAAGACAAUGGAGGCCCAAGCUGUGGCCGAUGCCAGCGGAAAGAAUCUUGGGAGAGAAGCCAAGCCCGCGGCACCAGCUGCUAGAUCGCGUUUUUUCUUGACACUCUCUCGGCCUGUACCAGGACGUCCCGGGGACCAAGGCACGGAUUCAUCGGCUGCAUCGGGCAGGCUUGAUGUCAGCCCCGGCUCAGCGCCUGCGAACAAAGACCCAAGUGAGCACGGAACACUUCCGGUGGCAGCUGCACCAGGGCCGGCUGCGGAUAAAAGGCCAGGGUGCACUGAGGCCAAGGAGCAGGCCUUCCCUGCCACCUUCCCGCCCGCACCUUCACCACCUGAGUCCCAGGCAGAAAGCCCCUCCAAGCCCAAAGAUUUCGGUUUUUUCGACCGAUUGUUUAAACUGAACAGGGGAAGAGAAAGUAUCCCAGUCGACAGCCAGCCUGAAGAAGCCAAGGAGGUGAGGGACCAAAACCAGGCCGCGGAGACUCCUGCUUUGCCAGGGAAUCCCCAUGGUGUACUUGCUGGGGAGGACUUAGUUGACGGUGAGGGGAGAGGACGUAAAGUUGGCACUCCGAGUUACUUUGUCCCCGGGGAUCCGGAGGUGCUGGGGACCAAGAAGGAGGACCCCCAGGAGGCAGAAACCAUAGAGAAUAGCAACUCCAUUAUGAGCUUCUUCAAGACCCUCGUUUCGCCUAACAAGACGGAGACCCGAAGGGACCCAGAAGACACGGCAACCAAAGCAGACAGUGUCUGCGAUGGACACGCUGGCCAGAAGAUGUUGGAGACGCAGGCUAAGAGCAAGAAGAAACGCCUGGACAGCCCCAGGCUAGCACUGGCCUUUAGAAAGUUCUUUAGACAUAAGGAUACUGAAAAUACACCCACUACUUCAGCCAAUCUCACGCCAGAGAAAGCCAACUUCACACCCCAGGAGACCCAAGGGGCAACCAAGAGUUCAAAAGGCUGCAGCCCACCAACUCACGUGCCACCCGCAACAGCCAGCGACACAAUAAAAGAAGGUAGCAAGGAGAAGUCGGGGCCCACCUCACUGCCUCUGGGAAAGCUCUUUUGGAAGAAGUCAGUUAAAGAGGAUUCGCUUUCCACAGGUGCAGAGGAGAAUGCAGUGUGUGAGCCACCAGUAGAGACUGUAAGGCUUGAGGAAGUAGAGUCCACCUUACAAACCGUGCAUCUCAAUGAAGAAGAAGCCCGGCCCGAACCCACAGAUGUAAAGGUUAAAGAAGAAAGCAAACCCCGGAGAACCCCUCUGAUGGCGUUUCUCAGACAAAUGUCAGUGAAAGGGGAUGGAGGGAUCACCCGCUCGGAAGAAAGUGCUGGGAAAGACUCCAGUUGCCAAACGUCAAACUUCACAGAGAAGACACCCUCGCCCCCAGAACCAGAGCCUGUGGGAACAGCCCAGAAAAGCAAGGAGAACUCCUCAAAAGACAAGAAGUCAGUGGACAAGAAGUCUGUGGCCGAGACCAACAAGCAGAAGAACAGCAAGCAGGAAGCUAGAGAACCUGCGCAGUGCAUGCAACCUCCUGUGGUGGAGGCCAACGCACUGCAGAAUGGGGACAAGACCCCAAAGAAGUCCGAGAAGCGGCGACAGUCCCUCGGGGGCUUUCUGAAGGGGCUGGGACCAAAGCGGAUGUUGGAUGCUCAAGUGCAGACAGACCCUGUAUCCAUCGGACCAGUUGGAAAAUCCAAGUGCACAGGGAAGUGUCUCCUCUCCCUUGCCAAGAAGACGUGGCUUUUCCAAGAAUGGAGCUAGUGGGAUGAAAUGGCCACCACUGUGCGUGCAAGUGUAUAUACACACACCACACAUAUACACACACUCACACACACUCGUGUGUACACACAUGCACGCACACUCUCAACGAUGCCUUCCAGUUCCUGAUAACAGAAACUUUUUGACUGAUACGGAUAAAAGAAUUCACUCAAGUGAUUCCCAGCAGCCUGAGGCCACCCUUGGAUUCAUCCUCUUGGCGAAAGAGCCACAAACCUAAGGAGCUGCAAAAAUAGAAGUGAAGAGAAAGGGUACUGUUUGGGGUGGUAGCUCUUUGCUCUUUAAACACAGGUCUAUCUCUUCCCACCCCCACCCCAAGCACUGUGCAAACAAACAGUCCAGAUAAACUGGGCAGUGGGGAUCUCAUUAAAUUUACCAAGUCCAGAAUGGGCCCCUCUGCCUCCUCCUCGAAGAUAUAGAGGAAGGCUAGGUCUCUUCCUCCAGGACCUGCAGGCGUGGUCUCUUUGUCCCAUAGUCCCAAACUAGCUUUGAGCCUGAAGCAAUCAAAUCAGAGCUUGGGGUGCAGCUCAGUGGUAAAGUACUGGUCCAGCGCAAAUGAGGCCUCAUGGUCCAUUCUCCGUGUUGUGGGGGUGAAGGGGGUAGUGACAUGGUAAUUAACCAAAUAUGAGGAAAGGGCACCAAUUACCCACUUUCCCACGGUGCAAACCCUGAGAUUAGCGAUGGGCGCUGUCAGGACUCGCUCUGCCCACCCUCUCCAUGUCCUCUUCAGAGCCCUUUAAGGAAGCCGUUUGGCACAGCGAAUAGAGUCGGGUUCUUCCCUGGUCGGGACUGUGUUGGCUCUGUUGAAAACAGAGCAGCAAAUGACUGUCCGUUAGCAAGAAGAGGAAAACAAAACGACAGCAAACAACUUGCAGACAUUGGUCACUGGGGUCUUUGUGACGUCAGACACACGGGCCAGGGCUAGGGAUUGCGUCUCAGGAAGUUGGACGUUUUUUGGCCUCAGCAGCGCCACCCAUAAAGCUACCCCUGGCUCCUCUGCACCCUGGAGCCUCUAACUUGCGUGGCAGAAGCGAACCACGUGAUUUAACAGAAACAGGGGCAGCGGCCCCAGCUGCUUGACUGGAUCUCACACCCAGCCUUCCUAAAGCAGUCUCUAACGUACAGCUGUGUCCGCCCGACUCCAACCCCCGCUCCCCCACCCCCCACUAAAUUUAACUGCUUCGUUACGUUUUCUUAGGAACCGAUCGGCGGGAACCUGUAUGGGUUUGUUUCAGAUUUCCAAAUGGGUGCUUCCUGACAAAAUGGCCCCAGCUGCACAUCUGGCAACGGUUGCCUUUGAGGCGAGCUCUUAGAAGAGUCUGUCAUUCAAACGCCUUUUGCGUAAUCCGACCACAUGGGUGCGCUCCAGGACCUGAGUUCUGCAGACUGACCAAGGCGCUUUCCUCUGGCUUUCUUCUACGGACCCAAGAAAGAGACUUUAAGAGUUUGCUGUUAACUUCUAGAAUGCAGUCGGAUUUCAUUAGGAGAACUGGAAGAAUUAAGACAAAUUGACCAGUUACUGUCUAUGAUCCCCACAGCCUUCUGAGCAAAGAUGAUCUGGGUAGGUCUGUUCCUUUUUGUUCCACCCUGCAGAAAGCUUUUGGGGAAAAUAUGGGACUGCCAAGCAUCCAAGCAACCUUGCUGCUUUCUACCAUGUUCCACGGCCUGACCAUACCUCUCCCUGACUCCCCUCCCGAACACACUCAGUUGGAGAUCAAAUGAAUUCCCACCUCUACUUCCUCCAGCAAUAAAGGUGAGGAUUACAGUGGCCAAAGCUAACAGUGCAGUGGCUAACCCUCAAUCAAUACUCAGUAAACAACAGUCAUUCCAGCGUAGAAACCCGUUAGCGGUAAGUAACAGAAGCCCCCACACACACACAUUAGCUACUAAACUAGCAAUACGGAUAUUUAUCAUUGCACACACAGUGUUAUGUGACGGCCUUCGCUUUGGUUCUUGGAGACUUCCGGCUGAUAAGGAAAUACACCCUUAAAUAUAACAGGUGUGCCACAGCUUGGCUCGGGUCCCAAGAGGCUUUGCUCUGCCUUGUUCUAUGGGUUAACUUUGGACUAAAACUAGUGACAGGUGAUAAGUGCCACUGUAGGCAAGGGGAUUAUGGGAUCAUUAUAAUCAGUUUCACCUGAGCACUUGAGUGAACUGGCCCUCAGAAGGCGGCUACAAUGGCUGCAGUAGUUAAGAGCGGUUCUCAAACCAACCACCCCUAUAAAGUCUCCGCUAGCCACAGGGCCAGUGUGGGUGGAAGCUUAGUGCCCCCAAACGUAGUCACUGGGUUGUGGGCUUCUCCAGAUCAGGACUUUUUAGUCUCUCACGGACACUGUCAGGAAGCCUAGUACGAUGCCUGGGCAUGGCAGAUACUCAGUAAAUGUCAAGUGGCCAGCUAGAUUGAUGGACAGCUACUCCGCAGCCACCAGCCCUGAGAACAGCUCACCAUAUGCUCUAGAGUGAGUUUCACUUAGCUCCAAAUGUUGGCUCAUUCUGAUCAUAUCUACCUGCCAGAUGACCGGCUCAGUGGCUCUCAGUGGAUGGUCCUGGACCAGUGGCCGCAGCAUUGAUUGAGAUCUUAACGGGGAUAUAGGGUCUUCACACGCUAAUCCACUCUGACCAAAGCUUCCCAGAGGAGGACCCAGCCAACCCAUGCCCUUAUGUAGCCUUCAGACAGUUUCAGUGUAAAGAAAAUCUGAAAAUCGCAGAGGGACCACACCCUGAAGUCCCCUCUCUGAGUACGUGGUCCGAAGACUGGCCCUGAAGAUGCAGGUUAUAAAAGCCAGCUCUGAACUUCACUUGACGCCAGCUAGUGUGUAGCAUGCCGAGGGUCUUGUUUACUCCCCAUCUGUAAGAUGGGGGAAAAAAAAAAAAAAACUUUCUGCAUCUACACAGAGUAAAAGCCGUGUUGCCCAACGCUGAAACCCAACCUAAAGUAUUAUUUGUAUGUUUUAGAGAUGGGGUCUCAUGCAUGCUGGGCUGCCCUUGAACUCAUUAUGUAGCCAAGAAUGAGUUUAAACUUAUGAUAUUCCGGGCUCUGCCUUCUGAUGCUGGACUGACAAGUGUACACCACUGCACCCAAUUCGUGUGGUAUUGAGGAUCAAACGUGGGACUUUGUGUGUGGCAGGAGAGCCUUCCACUAACUGAGCCCCCACCCCGGUGUGGCCAGCAUCAGCUCUUGCAGGCCUGCGGAAGCCUUGGGAAGGACAAGGAUAGUGACGAUGGUCUGAGGAUGUGACAUUGUGGGACGGAGAGAAAACACGGCUACAAGGACACUUGAAUGGUGCGUGGCCUUUUACAGAGGGGACAGUUGAGCUAAUUCAAGAAGAAUGAAGAAGGCUUGGCCAAGGGUUCCCAGAGGAACAGGAGGUGCUGGACUGUAACCCCCCAGAGCGAACGUAAGUAGUUCAAUUCAGCUGGCCGGCUGGCUGGAUAGCACACCUUGGAGAGGCCAGAGGCCAGGAGGCAGCAGAACUAAUCUCCAGAUCUCCAGAAUGUGUAGGAGCCCGCUAUAAGGAUCUGAAGCUAUCUCCAUAAGCUGGGAGUAUAGUUUCUGUGGCAGACAAUGUUCUCUCUCUCUCUCUCUCUCUCUCUCUCUCUCUCUCUCUCUCAGCAGCCGUACAAGAGAAAUGAGGGGUGACAUAAUUAAAAUGUCUUCAUUUUGGUUUCCAGCAGGACCUAAUACAAACAAUUCGACCAGUAUUUACCAUGUGACUAACUAUCCGUCAGAUAUUAAUUACAAAAUUUAUCAUUUCUUUUUAAGCUUAGGCAAUGACUAUAAGAAAUAUCCAGUCAGGGGCUGGAGAGAUGGCUCAGUGGUUAGAACGUACUGUUCUUGCAGAGGACAGGAGUCUGGUUUCCAGCACCCACACGGGGCGGAUCACAAAUGCCUAUAACUACAGCUCCAAGGCAUUGAGUGCCCCCUUCUCUCCUCUGGGGACCCUGCACUCCCAUACACAGAUACAAACACAUACAUAUACACAUAAUUAAAAAUAAAAUCUUUUUAUAUAAAAAAUGUCCACUUGGAUAAAACCUAUCAAUGGCUUUAACCGUUAGAAAGACACCCACUGAAACAUUCACUUCUAAGUGUCAGUGUUGAAUGGACUCGGGCCCAGCCAUCCGCCCAGGUGAUCCAUAGCCACAAUGCAGGGCUCAGAGAGCUUGAACAAGUCAAGGUCUUCAACAACAUUUGUUGUGUUGAGCCUGCGUGGUAAUGGUUGGGAGGUUGAGAGAAAAGCAAGUGAGAAGCCACCAAGGGUUGCAAGCUCAGUGGCCAGGCACCAGUGCACAGCAAGACUUACUGAUUGCAGACAGCAUCUAACCUGGGGAUAGCACAGGUGUCCCCUAGCGUACAGGCAUUUGGUCUUUGAGAUGCCUUGUCCCAUCCUGUUCCCUUACUGGCUCAUUAGAGAGAGCGGGGGAGCUCUGGGUUCAUGUCCCAUUCUGAAGUACAUCCGUUUUUCUGGGGAGAAAAAAUCGAUCUGCUUUCGACUUUCCUUGGUUCCAACAAUAUAAAGUUUCCAUGGCAACAGAUUCUACAGAUGCCCCAUCUUCAGCCUACCUCAGAGUUCCCAGGAAGUACUAACGGUUCCCACCUCACAAGUUCCUCAUUCUCUGCUCCUCUUCUUGGUGGUCUUCUGCAGAUGCAGUCAGAGCUUGAUCAACCUACCUUCAGAGUGUUCUGGAAAUCUCUGCGAAUUUGUCCCCAGAUGGCAUAUAAACCUCCUGUCUCUCUGAGGGGUCCUCUCCACAUUCCUGCAGAGUCCUUAGUGGGCAGCCACAGUAGUGAGUGGCGUGCUCGUGGCUCCGCUUUGCCACCCAUCACUUUGCAAGUAAACCGCUAGCAUCUAUACUCUGUGGCAGGGGCUGUGUCUAUAUUGGGCGUCUCAGGAAGGCUGAGACCAUGCCCAUAGUUCAGCAGUGAGAACUGGGUAUGGGCAGUGGUUUUGACGUGCUGGAGGGUUGAGAGAAGGCUAGCCUGCAGCAGAGAGGUUCACAGAAGGAAGGUAGAGGAAGUGUCAGUGUGGGUGCCUGUGGGAAGGAGUGUUAGGAGGUUGGUAAGGACAGCUGGAACCAGGGUGCCCUGGAAAGUACACACACACACAUACACACACCAGACCCAAAAGCUGUCGGGAAUAAAACCUGGGAGAGGCAGUUUGAACAAGAGGUUGGAAAGAGGACUAGAGAGACACUACAACGUGGUUGGAGACCUGGUUGCAGCUGGGGGGGGGGGGGGCAGCCCUUAUGUGGGUCUAAGUAAAUGACAAUG